AUGUCUCAAGACAAGCCUCUGCCUUUCAUUUACCAGUUCGGCGCAGGUCAGCUCCUCUUCCUCUUGCGCAACUACAAAUUGAAGCUCACCUCCACGCAGGUGCGGUCGCCGGGGUUUCUGAGGUAUCCUUUGGAUGUCGUCAAGACCAGAAUUUUCUCGCGGCUGUACCGUGGUAUCGAGGCUCCCAUCCUGAUGGAAGCCCCCAAGCGUGCAACCAAAUUCGCUGCCAACGACUCAUGGGGAAAGUUUUACCGUGAUUCAUUCGGAGUUGCCAAGAUGAACCAGUCCCUCUCGAUACUCACUGGAGCGACUGCAGGGGCAACGGAAGCGCUGGUCGUUGUCCCAUUCGAGCUCGUCAAGAUUCGUCUCCAGGAUCGUACCUCGAAAUACACAGGAAUGAUGGAUGUCGUGGUCAAGACCAUCAAACAUGAAGGUCCACUUGCUUUAUACAACGGAUUGGAGAGUACCAUGUGGAGGCACGUUUUGUGGAACGCCGGUUAUUUCGGCUGCAUUUUCCAAGUACGGGCGCUGCUUCCCAAGACAGAGAAUAAGUCUACACAAAUGGGCUUUGACCUACUCUCCGGUGCCACCGGAGGUACAAUUGGCACGAUCGUCAACACGCCUAUGGAUGUGGUCAAGUCGCGCAUCCAGAACAGCCCCAAGGUUGCUGGGUCGGUUCCAAAAUACAACUGGGCUUGGCCAGCCGUCGGCACUGUGUUUAAGGAGGAGGGAUUCGGUGCGCUGUAUAAGGGCUUCCUGCCAAAAGUUCUCAGAUUAGGGCCAGGUGGGGGCAUCUUGCUGGUUGUGUUCACGGGAGUGAUGGACUUCUUCAAAAAAAUGAAGGCUGAAGCCUGA
Molecule: messenger RNA, 855 nt
Organism: Drepanopeziza brunnea f. sp. 'multigermtubi' MB_m1
Lineage: Eukaryota; Fungi; Ascomycota; Leotiomycetes; Helotiales; Drepanopezizaceae
Source: RefSeq, a predicted model, not a curated record